Molecule: messenger RNA, 1131 nt
Organism: Cryptomeria japonica (Japanese cedar)
Lineage: Eukaryota; Viridiplantae; Streptophyta; Pinopsida; Cupressales; Cupressaceae
Exons: 6
Coding region: 1-1131 (376 amino acids)
Source: RefSeq, a predicted model, not a curated record
AUGGCAAAGGCUCUUAAGAGACAACCAAAUUGGAUAUUGCAGAAACUCGGAUUAGAAAGAGAUGCCAUUCAAAGCCCUAAGUCAAACAAGGUUGAAGAUGAGAAGGGAAAAGGUGAAGCAAAUAGACUAACAACCCCUAGAAGAACUAAUAGUGGGGAAAUUGCUGGUAAUUGGAAUAAUAGAGAUAGGAUCAACAAUGCAAGCAACAAUGGGGGAAAUCAUGGUAAUAAUGGAAACUAUGGCAACAAUGGUAAUAGGGACAACCGAAAUAGAAAUAACAAUAAUGGUAGAGGUAACAAUGGAAAUAAUGGUAAUAAUGGAGGAAAUAGAAACUAUCAAGUUAACAACUAUGGUGUCAAGCCACCUAUGACCAUUGAAAGAGGAUGCAAGACAAUGAAAGCUUUUAAAACAACUAAUACCAUUGAAAAUAAUAGAAAGGCUGCUGGGAGAAUUUGCAAGAGAGAUGAUCCAAAAUUAUAUAAUCUUAGAACGACAAAAAAGGAUGAGUUUGGUCAAGUCAUGGACAUGCUAAAGGACAUGAAGGAAGAGAAGGACCAUGAGAAUGAAUAUGAGCCCACGGUAAAUGCACUUUCAUCAGAUCCAUUUUGGGGUAGGGAUGAGGAUUCAUCUGAGGGUGAGCAAUCAUCAAAUGUACAAUGGAGAAGAGAGAACCAACAACAUAGUAUACAACAAGUUUUUACUGAUGAUGAAGCAGACAUCCCAUCCUUGAGGAGAUUGUUCCAUAAUGAAGAGCUAGUGCAUUCCUUGAGGAACUUAAUAGAUGAAGAAAAGAAAGCCUAUACUGUGGCAGUAGUAGCUCAGGCAAAAAACAAUUAUCAGUUAAGAAACAUAAUAGUGAACCCAGAACAAGAUUCAGGUGCAACCAUGAACAUAAUGCCACAAGAUGUCAUGAAAGAACUUGGGAUGCAUGUAGACACUCCCUAUGGGAAAUGCUAUGCUAUGGAUAAUAGAUCAGUCCCAAUUGUUGGAAUUAUGAAGGAUGUGGAGUUUCGAUUUCCAGCAUGCCCUGAUACGUCAUAUAAAAUAGACAUCACUGUUGUGCAAGUUCCGCCAAAUUAUGGGAUGUUAUUAUCAAGGAAAUGGUCAAAUUUGGGGAAUGGACAUGUCUAG